Messenger RNA from Ooceraea biroi (clonal raider ant), 5085 nucleotides. RefSeq names its product Ceramide kinase (gene Cerk). Lineage: Eukaryota; Metazoa; Arthropoda; Insecta; Hymenoptera; Formicidae. Gene Ontology annotation, biological process: ceramide metabolic process; phosphorylation. Gene Ontology annotation, molecular function: ceramide kinase activity. The record is from RefSeq and is a predicted model, not a curated record.
ACGUAACAAUUAUAAAAAUAUAUAUUUUUUCCUUUUCCUUGUCACAGCGCUUGUUAUGCAUACGCUAUCUUGUAAUUAUUAAUCUUAUCAUUACUAUUCCAUUACUUAAUUACUUAAUUUCCCAGUUUUUAUCUUCUACUCUUUAUCUUUUCUUUUUCCUCCUUCCCGCUAUUAGUAUGCUUUAUAUUACUAUGCGAGCCUUGCUGCAUUUCGUUGAUUUAUUGUUAAUUCACUCUGUCUUUCAGCACGCAAAAUGCAGGGCGGCAAGUGCACGCGUACCGAACACGCGUCGCCGCACUCACAAUUCCGUAGACGCCGCCGUUCACUGCUGCAUCACCGUCGCGGACGGACCGGACCGACUUGUCAGUUUCGCUCGCGCGCUCGACCGGGUAGGAUCUAGCGUGGCGAGUGUCGAUCGUGCUCGAUCGAUCGAUCGCGUGCCACGGUGAGCCUUCCCCGACGACUUCCGCGACGGUUUUCGCGACAUCGUCACGGUGCUGCGGAUCGAUCGGCGUCGUCGAGAUGACGUCGCGGUGUUAUCCUUGCUGCUGAAGCCACCGUCGAUGAAGCGGCCUCAACAUGAUGCAGGAGAUCCCGGGCGCGCCCGCCGACGAUCACCGUGCCUCCAAGUCGGUGCUGCUCAACACCUUCGUCGUGAAGAAGAAGCGGUGCCGCGUGUACCUCCACCGCGGCACGCUCGUCUGGGAGACCGAGCGACCGCCUUACACCAGAUGGACGCUGCCUUUGACGGACGUUCUGGCGGUACGCUACGGCGAUGAUUGGAUACCUGGUGUGAGCGUUAAAGAGAAACAGCCCACGCAGCCGACCACCUCGCCCAGCACGGUGUGCCCGACAAAUUUCAUCCUGCAUUACGCUGUUCGCGGGCCCGGCAACAAAUGGCGACACCACAGCGUAACGAUGAGCCACACCGACCCCAGGCAGGUCGCCUCCUGGGUCAAGACCAUUCGGAAUUACCUCCUGAGUCUGACGCAUCGGCCGCGGAAGGUGAUGAUAUUCAUCAAUCCCUUUGGCGGUAAGAAGAAAGGCGUCAAGAUUUGGGAGAAGGACGUGCAGCCGCUCAUGACUAUAGCCGGCAUUGAGACGAAAAUGAUGGUCACCGAGCGCGCCGGCCACAUUCGCGAUACUCUGCUCACGGCUGACUUGAGUGACCUACAUGCGAUGGUGUGCAUCGGCGGGGACGGCACGUUCGCAGAAGUGUUCAACGGGCUGGUUCUGAGGGCGGCAAAGGAUCAGCAAAUCGAUCCGAAUGACCCUGACAUCAGGUUGCCUAAUCCGGCUUUGCCCGUCGGCGUUAUACCCAGCGGUAGCACCGACACGGUGGCCUACAGCCUGCACGGCACCACCGACGUGCAAACCGCCGCGAUACAUAUCAUCUUUGGUGACUCGAUCGGCCUGGAUAUCUCGUCGGUGCACACCAAUCGUAGUUUGCUCAGGCUAUACGCCAGCGUGCUUAGUUACGGCUACCUCGGCGACGUGAUACGCGACAGCGAGAAGUUCCGCUGGAUGGGUCCACGUAGAUACGACUGGUCUGGGUUCAAAAAGAUACUCGCGAAUAAAGGCUACGAGGGCGAGAUCGAGCUGCUGUCAGACCCGUGUCACCCGGCGGGCAGCACCAGGUGCAUGAAGAACUGCUUGCGCUGCCAGCAGCACAUGCACAACACCGUGCCCGAUGAGGAGAUCACCAGGUGGGUGACGGUCAGGGGCAAGUUCUUCAUGGUGAACGGUGCGAACGUGUCGUGCGCGUGCUCCAGGAGUCCGAUGGGCUUCAGUCCUCACUGUCACGUAGGUGACGGCUGCGUGGAUGUCAUUCUGAUUCGACACACAUCUCUGAUAAACAACAUCAGACUAUUGCUCAGGCUGUCCAGCAAACGAAAGACUCUGUACGACCUGCCGUUCGUCGAGGUCUACCGUGCGAGAGAGUUCACAUUCCGCGCCCAGUCGACGCUGCAAUCGGAGAACGAGCUGAACGCGGUGCGCGCCAGCUCCCGGCUCAGCGUCUGGAACUGCGACGGCGAGGUGAUCGACAACGCCAACGUGAAAAUCAGGGUACACUGCCAACUAUUGAAGGUCUACACGAGACGAACUCAGGAACCAGUUCGGGAACCUACCUGCUUUAGCUGCUCCGUGUGAACGAGCUGAACGGGGUCGUCAAACGGUCAGCUUGAAGGCCGCAUUCCCACUCCGCGACGCUCUCAAAGUUCCUUUGUCUUGCCUCCGGUCGCGCAUCGUCGUAACAGUUUUUACGGCGUAAUGCAUCAGCUUGAUCAAAGCGUUCGUUCGUCUUUUUACAAAUACGUCGUUCUUGAAUUGAAAGAAAAAUAUAACAAAGAAGCGAACGAACGUUUUGAUACUCCUGAGCGUACGCGACGCUCGCGGGAACUCUCGCGUCGUUUUGUAACUGCGGACAAGCAACUGCAGAGCGGCGCUUUCAAUUCGCGGUUCCGUUAUCGGCGAGUCCGUUUUACGACGAGUGAAAUCUACAUUCCGCAAAAUCGCUUUUAACAUUUUACAACGUUCCACUCGCGGCCGAUCGAGUGAGUAUUACUCAUCGCUGCUAAUCUAGAAUUAAAUUAACAAUUAUAUAUAUCAGAAGAUUAAGCAAUUCUCUCUUAGCCCUGAAUCGACAGCGAUGAAUAAAGCUCAACGCACAAUCAGGAAAACACUGCUCUCAAAUGCGCUCUACGCGUUCCCGCUCGCGGCCGAGCGCGGGCUAAACUUUCACUCGUCGCUACGAAUCUAGAGUUAAGAGACGGGAAUUUUGCAAUUGUCAAUUCUGUUCGGUCGGGCAGCCGCCGCGCGGUGGCAAGGAUUAAUUAAAGAACGAGCUUUUCUUUGCGAGUUGCGUCACCACGAUUUACGCGAGUGUGCAGGAAUUAUUGAUAAUUUUCUGUUUGUAAUUUUGCUCGUUUGAUUGUAUUGCUCCUGCCGUGCCUCCCCUCGAACUGGAUCUAUCAUUCCUGACGCGCGAACCGCGGUGACGCAUCCGAAUCGACUUUUACACACGCGAUACGGAGAGAGAGAUGCUUCCUGAUGUGAAACGUUUACGCGAAAACGGCGCGUCGUCAGCGCGAUCAUCGCGUUCCGCUAGAUUUCAGUUGGGAUUACCGUCUUUCGCGCUCUUUUUAAUUAUCGUAUAUCGAUAUUUAUUUGAUAGGAGACACCAGGAAGAGACGGCACGAAAAAGAAGCGUUGCAAUUGCAUCUUUCAAGCGUUCUCGGUUGCAGUCACCUUCCAAUGCUUAUUUUGUCGACAUUACGUCGCGGACAAAUGUAUCGUGACUCCGAUCCAUAGUUCUGUAGGUCUGUGGCUUUGGUUUCUACUGUAAUAGAUAAUCAAAAGCUUUCGAAAGGCAAGGGAGAAGAAGCUACACGGUACAAAUAAUCCUCUCGGAGAACGACUAUUUUGCGAUCACGCGACGCUUUUCAUCGAUCGAUGUUCGUUAAAACCGAUCCAGAGAUUGCAUUUAUCGUGGUCUCGCGACAAAGAAACACGACGGUGAUACAAGAUGUACUUCUACGUUUGUUGUACUUAAACGCAUUCUCCUAUCGACGCCUAUUGCGUAAGCGAAGAACGCGAUCGCAGCGGGCAUGAUGAUUGCUGUUACUUAAAUCGAUUAUAUUCGAUAUCUGUUCCGACGAUAAAUUUGCAAUCGCUAACGAAUGUAAUUCCGUUACCGUGAUAUAAAUUUCAAUAACGAUUAGUAAAACCUGAGCGUGAUUCGCAAAAUAGAUCCUCGAACGCGAGCGUUCUUGCGACGCGCGCGCUUGGCACCCUAAAUUUUAAGCUUUUUUACAUUUUCGGGGUAAUCUUUCGUGUAAAGACAAUCAUGGUGAAAGGAUAGCGCUUGGACUGUGCGAAUCCUGGACUUGAGAACGUUGAGCCGACGAUUAUUAGUAAGCUUCUUCCUAGCAGUAUUCAUUUCGAUUCGCGAAAGUAUUUGAAUUAGAGUAUUUGUAUAUUAACUUGUAGAGACCGAUAGUGAGAAAGUAUAAUUCAAGAAUAGCUAUCGCGGAUGUUUGCGCAAUUGUUUAAGUCCUGCAGCAAAUCGUGAAGUGGAAUUAGGAUCGACAUAAAAAAACAAAUCCAGUCUGGAGCCAACGAAAAUACCAUUUUCCAUGAUUAAACGUAUCUUGAUCCUAAUCUCGCACGCACUUGCAUUUGCCCCGCGUCGCAAUGCAUUCGCAUAGAUACCCGCCGUUUAUUUACGGCAUUUAAAUAUAACCCGGCGAAUCCUCUUAAGCGUCACGUAGCUAGCGAAUGUGCAAGGUAUCCGCGAAGUCCAGCGCGUGUCUCUUAUUUUUAACGUCGUAAGCAGGUGCUAUUUGGCGUCGUGGGGAAUUGUAAACGUAGACGGAUUUUAACGACAGCGAUAUCGCCAGUAGCGAUAUCGUAAUAGCAGACUGGCACGAACGAGUGGCACUAUAUGAGAGCUUUGACAGCUUAGCCAUCAAAAAUUCAUCGGGGCUAUAAUGUUCGCGAUCGUCGCGUUCGCCCCUCGUAGAGAAUCCGAUACGUCACGUUGCUAGGAAAACGUUGCAAUACACCAUUUUAGGGAAAGAUCGUUUCGAGGGAACAUUUUUUUAAGUAAAUUUAGAGAUAUUUUUUUUAUGAUCAGGUGUAAUGAUUUAUUGGCGCGGGUCGGACGAGGGAUUUGAUUUGAUCCGUUUUGAGAAUAACGACAUAUCAUAGAUUUACGUAGAUCCGCGCGCAAGAGCUGCUGCUGUUGUGUGUGUUUCAGUUUCGCGAAACGCUCGCGUAUCGCUCGUGCAAUUUAAAGACGGUACCUUCUUAAAGGGCGGCUUAGACUUAACGCAUUAACGAAUUAGUAUCGUUAGACCAGCACGUGGUGCAUACAUCGUAAAAAAUUGUACAGAUAUAUAAUAUAUAUAUUUUUUUUUAAUCGCGACGUAUUUAUAGAAAGUGGAUGAGAGAGAGAAUACAGCGAAUCAAUGUGAUGACCUACCGACGGCAAUUGUAUGUAUUAUUUUAACUCGUAUCGAUGGAAACACGCACCAAGCAACAACAAUGCAACGUGGUUGCACAAAAUAAAUUAUAUUAACUUUC